AUGUGGAUUUGGAGGAAUGACCUGUUCUGCUUCCUUUUUGUUUUGUUUUGCUUUGGGAAUAGCGCUCCACUGUCACUUGAGUUGGAUAAUGUUGUGCAUCCAGUUCCUUUAGAAAUAUCUGUAUUUGAUGUAUCCAUUAACAGUGUAGAAAUAGACUGGCAUUACAAAAAUGGUGAUAUGACGUCUGAACUUUCAUGUGAACUUGUAUAUGGACCUGUUGAUGAUGCAACGCAAGUUCAAGUUUUCACACAGAUUCAGUUACUGAAUGAGCAUAUAAUCAAAUUAAGUCAUUUAGAAAACAAUGUUACCUAUCACAUGCAUAUGAUAUGCCACAAUGGCACUGGAGAGAAAAUUCAAUCAAAUACCCUGCAGUUUACCACUGGGUCCAAAUCUUUGCCAUUAAAUUAUGUCAUGCCAUACAAUCCUUUUCAUGCUUCAAUACCAAGAGAAAAUUUUUAUUCACGCGAUGAAGAUUAUGUUCGCACCGUCCGCUCUUCCAGUGUCAUACUGGGGGCUGUAUGUGGAAUUGUUGGCUUUCUAAUAAUCAACGUGACUAUUGUAAUGGCUGUUCGAAAAUAUUCUCACAGACAAAUGAGGCGAAGGCGUAUCUUAGAGAUUGAGGAAAGAGACUAUGAUGAAUUUCCAUACUUAAGAGGAGAUGAAUGAGGAUUCAACAUUCAUUUUUAAGGGUCAGCGCAUCGAAAAGACUUUAUUAAACGAGCAACUGUCCACCUUCUGUACGGGUUG
Molecule: messenger RNA, 747 nt
Organism: Uloborus diversus
Lineage: Eukaryota; Metazoa; Arthropoda; Arachnida; Araneae; Uloboridae
Exons: 4
Coding region: 1-666 (221 amino acids)
Molecular function (GO): protein binding
Source: RefSeq, a predicted model, not a curated record